AUGGCCAUCAAAGAGUUGGCGGAACUACUACGGCGAGCGGCCGAAUACGCUCGUCGUGGUCUUACGGAAGUUGCUCGCCUCCGUGAUAGGAGGUUGGAACCAUCUUGGGAACCCGCCUAUGCCCACCGACGCGGCCGGGGCCGCAAAGGCUUUCGCCACUCGCCAUUCGGCUGUUGGCAAAGGGCCUACUUCCAUUCUUACUCGAAUCCACGCCGUCCAAGGCGCCACCAUCACUGCCCGUGGUCUGCGAAGUUCAACAAGAUCCAGAAGCGUUUCUUUGCGCAUUUUUUCCGCGGUGGGUUCUACUCCAAUGUGAUGUUAACUUCAUCUGCUACUCUCAAGACAUGUAUUGGCCGUGGUUUCUCCAAGCCACUUCCAGUUUGGCUGGCUGGAUUGUUUGUUCAAACAUCUCCACAGGUUAAGCCACACCCGCGGCACACAUUCACGCCAAGGGGCAUUCGCCUGAUAAUUUCAGCCAAGACGUCGUCGAGCCCAUUUUCGUUGAUCAAGCUCAACACUGAGAGGUCAAUUUCGUCGUUCGCUAAACCUCGCGAAACUAUUUCCGCGAAAUUCGAACAGUUGGCCAAGUUACCAAGUGCUGCUGCACCGACGGUUUCCAGCGCUGUGUCUGGACUUUGGCUAAAAGAGGACAAUCUGGUUAGCCAGGAGGCUUUCGUUUUCCCCAGUGUUCCUGGCACUGAGUCUAACACAGCUGCUGUAGACUUUGAUAUGGCUCCAAAUGUUGAGCUUCCAAAUGAAGCUGAGCUUGAUGGGGUUACGACCCAGACUAUUGUCACAGCUUUAGAGCGUCAGAUUGAGAGGUUGCGAACGAUGAUUAGCGACGUUCAGCAGAUAUCUGAACUAGGGGUGCUUCCAUUGUCAGUCGAGAACGGUGGCCGCACAGUCCGAGUCCAUUUCCCCAACUCCAACCCAGAAAGUGUCAACUUACUCAUGCAAGAUCAGGAAAUCUCCACAGGACGCAUCGUGGAUGUUCCGUCUUCGCAAAACGACAUGCCACCGGUUUCAGAUAUUGAAUGGGCAGAUGAUACUACACCACCAGAGCUCAGUUUUAGCAUCUCUACUGCAAGCACUCUUUCUGAGUCGUUCUCUCUGGUUUGA
Molecule: messenger RNA, 1119 nt
Organism: Wickerhamiella sorbophila
Lineage: Eukaryota; Fungi; Ascomycota; Dipodascomycetes; Dipodascales; Trichomonascaceae
Exons: 1
Coding region: 1-1119 (372 amino acids)
Biological process (GO): proteasome assembly
Molecular function (GO): proteasome binding
Source: RefSeq, a predicted model, not a curated record